Messenger RNA from Pristis pectinata (smalltooth sawfish), 4351 nucleotides. It is a transcript of the gene slc31a1, whose product is annotated as solute carrier family 31 member 1. Gene Ontology annotation, molecular function: copper ion transmembrane transporter activity. Gene Ontology annotation, cellular component: membrane. Gene Ontology annotation, biological process: copper ion transmembrane transport. NCBI's taxonomy places the organism in Eukaryota, Metazoa, Chordata, Chondrichthyes, Rhinopristiformes, Pristidae. The record is from RefSeq and is a predicted model, not a curated record.
UAAACAUUAACCAGCUCCUUUAUUAGCAUGUCCACAGACGACAGAGUGAAUGUGGAUAUUCUCCAGCAUUACUGACAUUCUGUGGAACAUAGCAAAAGGGAACCAUGAAUAGCACUGAGGUAUUCACGGAGAGUCUCACACUCGUUUUCUCCACCCUUGAAAUGAAUGAGUCGAUGGAUCACAGCUUCAGUCAUGACAACAUGCACAUGGCCUCUGAUGGCCAUGUGCACAGCUCAACACCUGUACCAGGGCAUAACCACGGUUCUGGUGGGAUGAUGCAAAUGACAUUCUACUUUGGGUACAAAGGUGUGGAGCUACUCUUCCCUGGGCUGCUGAUCAAUUCGAUUGGAGCCUGUGUGGUUGUCUUCCUGUUUGCAGUAAUUUAUGAGGGGCUGAUCAGUCGAGAAUGUUUGCUUCGGAAAUCGCAGGUUAAUGUUCGUUAUAACUCUAUGCCUGUUCCUGGACCAAACGGACAAUAUUGAUGGAAACGCACAAAACUGUUUGGACAGCAGAUGUUCAGCAUUCCCCACCUCAUCCAGACUGGACUGCACGUCAUACAAGUGGUCAUCAGUUACUUCCUCAUGCUGGUCUUCAUGACCUAUAAUGGUUACCUCUGCAUCGCUGUGGCAUUGGGCGCAGGUGCUGGAUAUUUUCUCUUUAGUUGGAAGAAAGCAGUGGUGGUCGACAUUACAGAACACUGCCAUUAACACCAACUAGCGGUGGGCAAUCCUAAUGAAUUAAUGUCCUCACUACUAUAAUCUAAGUAAAAGGCAGACACACACACCCACACACACACCCACACAUUCUUCUGUGUGUGUUCAGACUCCAGUUUAAAGACUCUUGCUUUAAUUUUUGUUUCCUGCCUCAAUUACUGUCAGGGAAUGGUGGCCAUUUUCCUUCUUGCAGCCUGAUGCAUGAUGUAUUGGUGCUGAGGCAACCGCAAAGAGUGAAGCAUGAGAGCAAAUUAAAACCACGAGUCAUUGCUUUAUCUGGAGUCGCUUGUUAUGAUACUAUCUUCCUUCAUCAGAUUUUGUAAAAUUCUCAUCAAAUUAUUUGGAUUGGAUUCCGGUGUUGACUAUCAAUGCCUUAAUCCCAUUGAUUAUAAUUAGAAAUAGUUACCUCAAAUGUACAUUUUUUGUUGAUGUGAGGAUCAGCAUAAAGACAAAAUGGCCCAUGGCUUGGUCAACAAUCUCUCUCUGUCUCCCCUCUUUUCCUCCCCGCUACCCCCCCCCCCCCCACCCGUGCCUGCUCCCCCCAAAUGCUCUCAGGACCAAGACUUCACAAUUAUUGAUGGUCAUGUAAUAAUUGGUGAUUUUUGUAAAACUUUUGAUCAUUUCAUCCGUAAAAUAUAGAAGGAAUUUUUAUUUGUUUGGAUUAAGUCAUGGGUAUCUGAUUUUUUUGAUCAAGAUUUUUCAAUUUUUAAACCUAAACCAAGAAACACAUCUGUAUUGUUUGCAUCUCUAUCCUCCAACCACCACGCCAGCCCUGUGUAAUCCUCUGCUCUUAAGAUAUCCUUGGUUCAUGAAAUGUUUUGUACUUGUGCUGAUGGAAUUAUAUUAUUUUUAAACUUGUGUAUUGAUUCCAGAUGGAUGUGUGGAAUCACCUGGUACUUAUGGUAGGAAUUUUCUUCCUUAUUGGCACAGAGAGAAUUUAUAUUAUUGUCAAUUGGAGGACUGGGAGACUCCUUUUAAUUUUCUCAGAUGCUGCUGAGUCUGCACAGGCACAGUACAAAUAAACCUGCCUGGGACCAAUAGGAAUAAACAUAAGGACCUCCUGAAUUUAUUUUUUAAAUGUUCUUUUUUAAUCAGAUGGUGACUACCAUUAGGUUUGACCAGUUAUAUUACUUUAAAUAAUUGGUCUGCAUUAUGGGAAGGAUCAUCAAGUCCAUAAGGCUAAAACAGAAAAGUAAACGCUAGAGAUGCUCAGGCGGCAUCUGUUGAGAGAGAAACCGAGUUAACAUUUCAGGUCUAUAACCAUUUAUCAGAAACAUUUGCUAAUGAAAUUGUCAGCUCCAUUGAAGGUAAUUGACCUGACAUGUUAAAUGAUUCUCUCUCCUCCGAUGCCUGACCUGCUGAUCUCCAGUAUUUUACUUGGAUUUCAGUAUUUGCAAUUCUUUAUCUUUUUUUUCCUUAAUGUUACUUGCCCUGUUUCAGUUCUGUAUGACACAGAAAACAUUUCUUGAUCCCUUCACAUAUUCACUUGAAUUAGAAAACUAUCUGUAAAGGAGCCACGAGGAGUUGUGCUGUGGUGCCACUAAAUUAAAUGGGUAGCUUCCUGUUUCAAAUAAUUGGACUGAAGUUUCACACACUAGAUAAUCCUGUCGUAUCUUGAGCAGUUGAGCUUGCAGACUGUUCCAUCAUGAGAGACGUUACAGCCAGAUUAGAAUGUUGCCUUCAUUCUGUAUCUUCCACCAGGUUAGUGGGUUGCUUGGCUUCUCUCCCAGCCCCACCCUGACCUUUUUUAGUCUUGCAGUGGUGAAUGCGGUACACCAACAUAACUCCUGCAGAGAUCACUUUUCUCUAUGGUUGAAUGAGACAUCAGCCAAAGUGCUCGCUCAUUGAGCCUCCAUUUAGUAACAAAGACAUAUCCUUCCACUCAGAUAGAACUUGGGGGGCUCCGUCGCUCAAGAAGUGGUAAAGAGUUGGGGAAAUAAAGAACAAUAUUCCAGUUGAUCACCAGAACUACAAAAGUCCAGACUUACUUCCCCGUCUGAGCUGCUGAUUGUUCCAAGAACUGCUGUGAUUAAUCAGUGUAUAACCAAGUUGAUGAUGUGUGGUGUAAUCUUUGCUGGGAGUGGAGAAAAUAAUUGGUUCUCUAACUGCCCUGUCCCACAGACAGUUCUAUUUCAUAGGUUUUAAAUUGUUGCAUCCUGCUUGAUUGUCCACUGCUCUCUCUUGUUCAUAUGUUGCACUUGUGUAUCUCUGAAUAAAAUGAUAUAUGGAUCAUGGCUAGUGGAAUGAGGAGUGCUACAGUCAUAUACUUUGGUUGCAACACAUAUCCACUUCAUGCUGAUGGAGUGAUUGCAGCAGGAUAAGAUUUUGAUGUACUGUUAUUGGUGAAAACUCUUGUGUAGCAUUAUGGUACCACUUUUGUGUUUUGACUUGAAGGUUGUUAAUAAAAAAAAAAUGGGGAUACUGAGUGAAAAAGCCAUCAGAUCCAUCCAUGUUACCCAUGGUACUUUUUUGAAACAAUGUGGGAAUGGAGUGGAAUCUAUUUCUAGUCUCAGAAAAAAAACCUUUAUGUUUUUGGCUGUGUAUUAGCUGAAAUGCAACAAAUCCUGGCUAGUUUGGUGAUGACCAAGUUAUACCCAGUCAAUUAGUGAUGGAAAUACUGAUUGAUAUUAUACAUCUCAUUCUAUAACAAGCUUUGUAAGUAUAGCACAGCUACAAUAUUCAACAAACUGAAGAAAUCAAUUUGUAUUAUAUCCUCUAUUUGCUCAAAAUAAUUCUGCCGUUAUCGUGGUCAUUUCUGGCAGAAUCUGUUUUUGUAAAUCUUGACAUAUCAAGCACCUCCUGAUUGGCUAACGGAGUGGUUUGCGCAGAUAGAACGGUUCACAAUUGUCCAACCUGCAGCUAGUGACCAUGAUGUGCAGGCUGCAGAUUUGUGUCGCAGUUCACAAUAACCUUCAAGCUAGUCAGUGGAGAGUAAUAGAACUGGAUCGAGGUGCAUGCUUAUCUGACACUUUCAUGAGUGAUUUGAAAGAAGCGCAUGCGUUCUUAAAACAAAUUAAUUUUUAAAAAUGUAAACCUUUCCAAAUGGACAAGUGGAAGGAACCUGCUGGGAACCUUUGAAGUGAAAUUUGGCUCCAGACUAUAGAUGUUGGUCAUGCACUGCUGGCUUUUGUGCAACUGGUUGCUGGAUUAGAUGUUGACAUGUAAUAUAUUGUGACCUUUCACAUCUGUAUGCCAAAAACUGGCAUUGAUGAAAAGUUGUUAGUAAAGGAUAAACAAUAAAUACUUUCCUGGACAGUGAACCAAAUAUAGAUUGUGAAAGGUCUGACUGGAAAGUACUGUACUUGUUUGUGAUAUUUUUUGAUUUGUCAGUCUUGUUUAAGGUGCUAUGCAUCACCUCUUGCUGUGCUUUUCCCAAAUAUCCCUCUAUGUUCACUUGAAGUUCAGUGCCUUUGGUAUCUCCUCAAAUCAUGAGCGAUGAUCUCCACUGUUUACACCUUUCAUUAUGUUCCUCUGCGGUCUGGCUAGUUCACAGAAGUGCUGAUGACUCUUCUGCCACUCCAACAUUUUGGUGUUGCAAUGUUACCUUUGUGGUGAUUUCUGAUAACCAGUACUUUUGAGACAAUAAUUUUUCCUGGAAAAAUAUAUCAUGCUUAUUUUCAAUAAAUAUUUUUAGUUUU